AGCUCCCUUCCCCUCCAGUUUCGGGAUCGUAACUCUUCUCUUCUACAUCAUCAUCCUUUCAUCCAGCACCAUCCGCCCCAACCACCUCCGAGAGACUACGGCUGCUUGCAUUUAUUUCGCGGGACAUCUCAAAACACUCCCCUGACAUUGAUUCUCAAGUGCGCGCGCCAUUCCAACCACGGCACGCGACCUAUCGCAUUCUACUGAUACUGGAUCUCCACUAUCGCAAAAUCGUCGCGCACCUCUCACGCGGUUCGUGAGGUCGCUUCAAGGCAUUGCCGUUUUUAUCGCAUUCACCACUCUCGAAUUACAGAGAAACCUAUUCUUAUCCUUCAGGCGCAGGCCACAUUCUACCUGAGUGCCUGUGCUAGUGAAGACACCUCUUUGCGCCAACACGGUUAGAGAUUUGAAGACAAGCAUCUGCGCGUGGAUCAGCUGGGAAGAGCCUGAAUCUGUUCUUGACAUAGUCGUGACUCUCAAUUAUUUCCCACGUAAUUACCUCAAUGCCUGUCUAAGGGCGCACAUCAACCUGCGCUUCGUUGCAACAGUAGAAAUAUCCCCCAACACCUGCCACGCCACCAAACGCCGCAUCACAUCGGCACGCGUCGCUUCAUCCAAAACACCACAUCACAGCCAUUCGCACGUUCUUAAUAAUGUCCGGCGAAGCGGAACCUCGACGAUCGGUGCGCGCCACUAAAGGUCAGCAUACGAAAUCGUUUGACGAACUUGAACCUGCGACCGUGCCCAAAAAGCGACAGACUAAGAAGACCAAGAAAGCCAAAGAGCAGGAACAGGAACAGGAACAGGAACAGCAGCAAGGACAAGAGGAAGAGGAGGAAGAGGAAAUCAUCCGCUGUGUAUGCGGCGCUACCGAACAAGAUGAAGAUUCUGGUGAAGCCUGGAUCGCUUGCGAAACCUGUGGCGCAUGGCAGCACAACGUAUGUGUUGGGGUAAGCUCAUACGAUGAUGAGAUACCUGAACAUUACUGGUGCGAGGAAUGCAGACCGGACGAUCACAAGGAGCUUCUCGAUGGCAUAGCCAAAGGAGAGAAACCUUGGGAAGCUCGGCGCAAAGCGCAUGAGGAGGAGUCCAAGAAGAAGAAGCGUGGCGGACGAAAAGGCAAAGGCAAACGUCACAGCGAGACGAAGGAGGAAGAUAAGACCAAAGCCAAGUCUUCUCCUGUGCCUGUUCCGGACACGACCAAAGAUAAGAAAGAAACAAAAACGGGGAAGCGAAAAGCCCCCGAAGAGUCUCACGACGCCGAUGGCAAGUCUGCCAAAGUUCGCCGCAUAUCAGAGAACGGUGCAACUCCUGUUCCUGUCUCCUAUACACCACCUGAUGACCUCGCCAAAUCGAUAUCAGAUCUGCCUGGUCCUCGGACUGGCCCAGCUAAAGCCAUGAGCAAGUCUAUCAGCCAUGUUUUGACAUUGAUGCAAAAGCAGGGCGAACUGGAUCUGGAAGAGGGCAACACAGUUGAGUCUAUGACUGAGACUUUCUCGCUCCAGAUUGAGCGCGCUGUGUAUGAUUCCUACCCUGUGACCAAGGGACAGAAAGAAUACAACCAGCAAAUUAAGUCACUAAGCUUCAACCUGAAGAACAACCCAGAGUUGUGUCAUGGACUUGUCCAUAAGACUCUGUCGCCCGCAACUCUGGCUACUAUGACAUCAGAGCAGCUUGCCUCGUCGGAAAUGAAGAAGCAGACAGCCGAGAUGAAAGCAAAGGCCGAGAAACAGUCUAUACUUUAUACUUCUGAGAUGGGACCUCGCGUCCGACGAACACAUAAGGGCGAAGAGGUCGUUGACGACGAAACAUUUGUCAACGACUCUGCUGUGCCCCUCCCACCAGGACCUCCUCGCCGGCCAGAUCCUCAGGCCGUUAAAAAGGAACCUACAGGAGGCGACAAGGCGGACCUGGCUUCGCACCCACAGCAGCAGGACGAUAAGCAGCGAUCGCCAAGCCAUCCUGAAUUCGACAUCAACGAAGUAUUCUCCAGCGUCAAGUCUCCCACUACAACUCAGAAUAGGCGGCCUUCGGCUCUGGUAACUGGAGCCAAUGGCCCGGGCGUGGAUCCCGAUGUAGAUCGCAUGCUCCAAGAUGAGAACGAGUCACCUCCUUAUUCGCCCACAGAGGAGACUCAAGACCCCGAUGUCAUCUGGCAGGGUUCUCUUGCCAUGAGCUCGAUUGCUGACUUCCCUGCCACAGCCAAAUAUAUCGGUGGUGCCAACUUUGCUUCAGUUGGACCGUGGUCUAAGUUGAUCCCAAAGAGGAUGACAGUAGCCGGACGAAUCCCCGAACAAAAUGCUAUCGAGUACUUAUGUAGUCUUCGCUACAGCAAAAGCACUGAUGUCAUUGUCGUUUCAGUUUCACCGGUCUCGCCCUUUUCUGACACUGAGUUUCACAAUCUUCUCAACUACUUCAUUAACAAGAAGCGGUAUGGCGUAAUUGGGGACAAGACAAUCGGCAAUGUACGAGAUACAUAUCUGGUACCAGUUCCUGCAGGGGAAGACAACUAUCCUGAGUUUAUGCUCAACCUGGUCGAUAAUAAGAUCCCGAGGGUCCGGACAGAACCAAUGUUGCUUGCAGUGUUUGUUUACCAUAACGAGCCUGACCAACUCAAACACCUGAAGGAUGGGACUGCCAAUCAACAAGAUGCCAAAGCCCUGGGAACACCAGUGCCUGCAGCACAUGCUCAGAGAAGCAACUCGACAGCGUCCGCGGGCCCGGCAUUCUCUCCCGCGACCCCCCAGGCCCCUCAGGGAGGGUUUCAAGGAGGCUUUCCUCAGCAAUCAUCACCAGGCCAAUGGCAGUCUACAACUCCUGUGCCAAUUCCCCAGCCACCGUACACUCGGCCACCAGUGCCACCACAAGCUCCAACCCCGGCACCUGCAGCCGCGCCAGCACAGAUGACAGAAGCACAAAGGCACCAGGCUCAGCAGGCAGGCGUGGCCAUGGCACAAGAGCUCCUAGGACAGUGGAUAACAGCCCCAACCGUGCAAUUUAUCUUGCCUCAAGCAUUCCAGAUGGCUCGCAAGGAGUGGGAAGUCGUAAGGAAGAUUCUGGAGCGUGACCCGAAAGCUAGAGACGACCUGCAGCAUCUUGGUAAUCUUCUAGAGAAGGAGAGCGCCACAGAAAAGACAGGAGGAGCUGGUGCAUAAUGAUGUUAUGGAACAAAAAGAGUAACACACAAGAAUAUAUGAAAUACCAGCAAGGGGCGUGCAGGAGUUGAACAAAGGAGGCUUCCACAAAGCGGUUUUGUUUUUUCCUUAAUAUGGGCUAGGCGGCAUGUAUAUGCUUUCGCAGAGUAUGAUUAGGGAUGGUCUAUUGGAAAUCAUGAUACUCUCGAGAAGCGAAAGUCGCGGAUUAGUGUACCUUUAUAUACCUUACCAUACCUGUACCGUAGUCAUGACUUUCUCUUCCUAUGUGUUCUAUUAUUCGUCCUCGA
Messenger RNA from Fusarium verticillioides 7600, 3442 nucleotides. RefSeq lists its product as hypothetical. The transcript has 3 exons. Gene Ontology annotation, biological process: transcription elongation by RNA polymerase I; DNA-templated transcription; transcription antitermination. Gene Ontology annotation, molecular function: RNA polymerase II transcription regulatory region sequence-specific DNA binding. NCBI's taxonomy places the organism in Eukaryota, Fungi, Ascomycota, Sordariomycetes, Hypocreales, Nectriaceae. The coding region runs from base 654 to 3155 and encodes 833 amino acids. Gene Ontology annotation, cellular component: nucleus. The record is from RefSeq and is a predicted model, not a curated record.